UUGUCAAAAUUUGAAUUUGUAACUUUACUUCAAAUAAUUAAAUAUAAUUUCGAUAUUGGAUGUACAUUUUUAUAACUAAUGACAAAAUAUUACGCAAAAGACUUGAAGUGAAGUAAAUUUAAGUGCGUGAUUUUUUAAGUAACUGUAACUAAAAGUCAAAAUAAACGAAGGCGCGAAAAAUGGCAAAAGGAAAACGAGGUAAAGGUGGAAAAGGGAGUAAAUCACAAAAAAUAGAAAAAGAAUACAAAAUAUUGACGAUGGAAGAACAACAAGCGCGUGAUGCUAAAUAUGCGAUGCGCUUAGUAGAUUUGCGAACGUGCCUUAGCUUUAUUGAUGAUGCAUUUAUAAGAGUGGAUGAAUUAAAAGACCAGGAAGAUAAAUUAGAGAAAUGGAAUAUCUAUUUGCGUUGCGAUGGACUGCCAAAACCUUACAUACCACCCGAUGUGCGUUUGUUUUUUGAAAAAUUGAAACAUUUUGAAAGCUUGGAUAUUGAAAAAACUAUCGAUUGGCUGUUAUCGGUGAAUGAGCGUAGUAUCUUGACUCAGGAUAUAUUCAGCAAAGAUAAGACGCGCAGAGUACUAGUUAAAGAACUACGUCCCAAUUACGGCGAUGAGUACAAAGAAAAUGUAGAUCUGAUGCUAAAGGUGAUAAAGAGUAUAGAAUAUUAUGCGGAUGACGAGCAAAAAACACUAAAAGCCGAACUGAGUAUUUUAGAAGAUAUAUUGGAGCAAAAGAAAGCGGCUUAUCGCGAAAUAGACAAAUUCUUCGAUCGUUAUGCUUAUCGCAUAUUAUCAUCUGAAGAUUCCUAUAUGGAGUCGGUAAAUGCCACCACGGCUGAAUAUGCUUAUGGGUGUGAAAAUUUUGAAAUACACAUGUGGACGUUAAAAAAUGUGCCCAUACUUUUUCGAUUUCUAGAAAUACCCUGCAUCGAGGCAUCUUUGCAUAAAAUGAAGGUUACAAUUCAAUUGCCAAUAGCUAUUCUACAAGAAAACCUUACCAUAAGAGGCAUACAUUUCCAUUUCGACCCGUUUAGUGAGAAUGCAAAAAGUUAUAAGCAAGAAAUUAAACAUUAUUUUGAAGAUUUGACGGCUGGUAUGCCGGAUCUAUACGAAUGCUUGAUCCAUGAGCAUUUUUUACAAGGGGAUCUACAAAAUCAAGUGCGCAGCAAAUUGAUAGAAAGACGUGUGGAAUAUGAAAACAAAGUGAUCGCCCAAGCAGAACAAUUGGAAAGUUUAAAAAAAUUGAAUGAUGAUGAGAAUAAAAAAAAACCAAUGAAAAUUAUUAAAUUGCCUAAGGAACCCCCUAUUGUAACGAUCGACAUGUUUCCGGAUAUCUGGGAUGAUUUUUUACAAUUAGAAAACGAACGUUUUAAUAAUUUCAUUCAUCUUGUCUAUCAUCCGGACGCCUUACAGUUGGAGGAAGAUGAGAUUAAUUUAAAGAGAUAUGCAAUACUCGGAGGAAUUUACCAAUUGCAUUUCGUUAAAAAACCAACGCAUUACAAUUUCAAUGACUUCAAUAUGACAUGGCAUGAAAAUAAUGGCGAACUAAAAAUUAUAAAAGAUGUAAUUGCGGAUGAAGUUUUACCAGUAGUUUCUGGUAUGUCUAUAGUCUCUGGGUCAUUUAUACGCUCAUCCACAAUGUCGGAGAGGCGUAGCUUGAAACGACAAAGUACUAAGCCGGAAAGUCAACCCUAUGAAAUAUUGCAAUAUUUUGAUACCCCGAACUUCGUUGUCACAUUGGAACUACCUGAUUAUUUAUGCUUAUGGGGAGAACCCGUAGCGUGUCAUUUCGAGAAUGAUUUAAUUGGGUAUUUAGAGGAAAGCGCGUCUAGUCCAGAUCACGUACAACCACGUACUGAAGAACUUAAUAAGCUAUUGGUAAAAAAUGGCAGGGAGUCUUUGUCUAAAGUAUCCGUAGAUCUUUCCUAUACGCCAAGACAAUCCACAGUAAAUAUGUCCGUACGCCUGAGGCGUUCAUUAUCGAAUGUUUAUCAUACAUCAUUAGCUCCACCCAUUCCUAUGUCACAACAUCAACAGACUCUAUCGGCUCAAGUACAAGACUUGAUAGAAGUUGAAGAUUUUUUAAUGGACUAUCCCUUGUCUGUUGUUCAAGUAUGUAAUAUACGGCGACAUUGCAUGCCACGCAUCAUUUCCUCUUUCAAGUUUCCUGUGGAGUUGCAAGACGAAGCGACCGAAGAACAACGCGGCAAGCCCAAAGGAAAAGGUGGUAUUUUGCUACGUAAACGUCAAUCCGAAAUGGACCAAGAUGAGGAAACAAUUAAGGAAUUUCAAUACGAUGGUCAAAAUAAUCCUGAACGUAUUUUCCCCUUAUUUGCCCAUCCUGAAAAAAUGCGUAUCGAUUAUUAUAAGCCCGAUAAAAAUAUAGAAUCUGCGGCCCACACGGGGACCAGAUAUCCGAAAAGUUUCGCCGAGUUGGUGCAAACCCUAGAUAAGAUCAAGAUUGAUUAUCAAAACAGCUACAAGCAUACACUUAUGGUGCCUAAUAAGAAAAUCGAUCCAAAUAUUUUUAGUAUGCGUAAAAAGCAAGUCAAGACGACAGCAUCGAUUGAUUCAUCGAAUGUUGCUCUGACGGUAAGGUUAUCAUCUACGUCCAGUGUGCCAGCUGUAAAGCAUGCAUCUAUGAAGCAAAAGCAAUCAAUUUCAAGAAUGAGCCAAAUGGACAUGGCAAAGCUUAAAGAACAAAAGGAACGCGAUAAAGAACGAGACAAGAUGGAACGUGAGGUGCAGUUGUUGCGUAAACAAAUGGCUGAGGCUCAGGCGAAAGCCGAGGCCGAGAAGCAAGCGCGGGAAGAAGAAGAAGAGGAGGAGGAGGAAGAGAACGAAGACGUUGCAGAGGGCGUACCCGAACCAGAAGUAGAAGAUAAACGGAAAACAUUUCGCUAUUCACAUUGGACGACGAAAUACAUUAAGAAUACAGAAUACGAGAAACAAAAUAGAAAGAUUAUCAUUUGGACCGAUCGAUUGGGUACUAUUGGACUUGCAUUCAAGCUAUAUGAGCAUUUUCCGUUUAAAGAUUGGACUCUUGAACCAGACAUGGAAAACGAAGGCGAAGUAAUUUUUACGCUGACAACCCAAUAUGUUAAAUGUGUCCUUAACAUUUCAGCCAAGGGUUAUCGUGGUUAUGUGACGGAGCCGACGAAAGGAUUUGUACGUUAUCGAAAAAUUUAUUUGGACAUCAAAGAGCCAAUCACCGAUUUUAAAGAAUUGAAAAAGCGUUUUCGUGAGCGCUUCUUAAACAUAUUUUCCAACCACGAUGCACGUUUCUAUAUUGAAAAUGGUUACUUUUCCGAGAAACAUUUGGCUUGUGAGUUGCACACCUAUGCCUGCAUGGCGUUGCAUUGUUUGUUUCUGAAAUUUGUACGCUCCGAUUGGAAUCGCUUGGCGCAGCGUCGCGAUAUUGUAUUGGGCUUUGCACACCAUCGUGAGCCAGUGGAAAAUAUAAUGUGUGUGCGCAUUACGCCAGAGAAUGCCACCUUUGUGGAUAUAAAAGAGUUGUGCUCGAAUAAUUUGGACGAAUUCUUGUUGGACUAUAGCUUAACAUGGCGAAACGUAGAUAACUAUAGUGACUUCCAUCAACUGAUUAUGUCCAUAUAUCUCGCUGCUUUGGACAAUCGCUGCAAAGAUUCAAAACUGCUGGUAAAUGUUAAGAAUUUGCUUUCUGAAAUACGACCUCUAAGUUAUUCGUAAAUUCAUUGCAAAAAAUAAAUCGAAUUAAAUUU
This is a messenger RNA of Anastrepha obliqua, 3739 nucleotides long. RefSeq lists its product as uncharacterized. Gene Ontology annotation, molecular function: beta-tubulin binding; microtubule binding. NCBI's taxonomy places the organism in Eukaryota, Metazoa, Arthropoda, Insecta, Diptera, Tephritidae. The record is from RefSeq and is a predicted model, not a curated record. The transcript has 15 exons. The coding region runs from base 180 to 3707 and encodes 1175 amino acids.